UAUUGAUAAAAUAACUUUAUUGGCUAACUCGAUGGAAACCUGAAUGGCAAAAAAAAAUUUUCUACCUAUUCCCUAAACGUAAUAUAAAAAAAAAUUCUAGAAUUUAAUAUCAUUUUUACCGCUAAUAAACGGUUUUUUACAAAUGCUAUUUAUUAUCGCGACAACAUCGGGGAACCUAGAUUCAUUCAUACACAAAUCGACUCCGGCCUUCAUAUUCUACCACUUUUACGCCAUUUUUUUAAAUCUCGUUAUACCUACUUCAAAUACCUUCUUCAAAUCGGAGGACAAAAAUAAUUUGCCCAUGAUAGAAUGUUAUUCUUGUGGCUAUUAUCCGGGAUGGGCCCCUAGCUUAUUGAACAGAGUUAUUAAUGCAAUAGAAUUGAGUGACGUUAAACUUGAUAACGCCGAAAAGUCACUCUCACCGCGCAACGCUAAAAACCUUAGUUACACUUCAAGAAUCUCGACAAGAAAGGAGCGAACCAAAGCGGUAAAAGAGAUAAUCUCAUGUUUCCACACGGAAGAGGAAAAUGAUCAAAGGGUUGAUUCUUCCGUAAACAAAAUGUAUGGUUAUUCUAGCAAAAAGCCGUGUACUUUCUAUAAAAAUGGGAAAACUUUGAAAAGUUAUCUGGAAAAUUCUAGGUAUAAAAGGCAAGUUAUCAAUCGAAGAACCAUCGAUAGCAAAAGUUGCAAUGGGUUUUGUGCGAAAAUCAAUUUUAAAGAUUCUAUGGAUACAUGGGUGACGGCUAAAAGUUGUCUAAAAUAUUGCGACGAAAGUCAAGAAGAUGAAAUAGAACUGUAUUGCUGUAACGAUAAAGACAAAUGCAAUUCUGCUUACAAGAUUCGCUGUCCUAGCAUCUUAUUAAAGGCGUUUCUCCUAGCAUAUUUAUUACGAAGGGGGUAUUUAAUUUUUUAAAACUUAAUAUCUACCUUUUAAUUAAUAAAAAAAUAUUUUUAAAGUCAAAUUAUUUUCAAAUAAUUUUAU
Messenger RNA from Gordionus sp. m RMFG-2023, 982 nucleotides. RefSeq lists its product as uncharacterized. The coding region runs from base 143 to 913 and encodes 256 amino acids. The record is from RefSeq and is a predicted model, not a curated record. Lineage: Eukaryota; Metazoa; Nematomorpha; Gordioida; Chordodea; Parachordodidae. The transcript has 3 exons.